Aspergillus uvarum CBS 121591 is the source of this 1284-nucleotide messenger RNA. Its product is annotated as thermophilic desulfurizing enzyme family protein. The transcript is spliced from 3 exons. Gene Ontology annotation, biological process: L-leucine catabolic process. The record is from RefSeq and is a predicted model, not a curated record. Bases 1 to 1284 code for a protein of 427 amino acids. Lineage: Eukaryota; Fungi; Ascomycota; Eurotiomycetes; Eurotiales; Aspergillaceae. Gene Ontology annotation, molecular function: flavin adenine dinucleotide binding; 3-methylbutanoyl-CoA dehydrogenase activity.
AUGGCGCAAGCAAAUGUCCCAGCUACGGAUCCCAGCGUCUACAGCGCGUACCAAGACCAAUGGUCUUCACUUCCUACCACAGCAGAAGGUUGGAUCAGCAGAGCGCGGGAAGUGGCCGAAGUCCUGUCUCGAGAUGCCGCACAAAGAGACCAGGAGAACAAAUCGCCCCGAGCCGAGGUGGCUCUGCUGAAGCAUUCCGGAUUGCUGAAGCUGCUUGGUCCUAAGAGAUACGGAGGAGGUGAACAGCCCUGGGAGGUAGGGUACAAAGCCAUCCGAGAAGUGGCUAAGGCGGAUGGUUCCAUCGGCAUGCUGCUCGGCUACCAUCUACUCUGGUCCACUACCGCCAAUGUAGUCGGCACCCCUGACCAAAUCGAGCGCACUCAUGAGCGGAUCAUCACCAACAACUACUUCGUUGGUGGGGCGGUCAACCCGCGUGACAGCGACCUCCAAAUCACCUCAGAUGGGGACCAGAUCGUCUUCAAUGGCGCCAAGUUCUUCAACACAGGGGGCGUGGUCUCUGACCUCACCGUGCUUGAGGGCGUCCUCGAGGGCACGGACCAACACAUCUUCGCCCUCGUGGACACCCGACAGCCCGGGAUCCAAUUCGCGCACAACUGGCAGAACAUCGGUUUGCGUCUGACUGAGUCCGGGGGUGUGAAGAUCGAGAACGUCCGCGCCCCCUGGACCGACGCGCUGGGCUGGGAUACAUCAACCAAGCAACCACGGCAGGAUGUGCUCGGCGUCCCCUUCGCCAGCUUGCUGCUACCAACCAUCCAACUAGUCUUCAGCAACUUCUAUCUGGGCAUCGCCUUGGGUGCCCUCGACUUCGCCGCCAGAUACACUACCGCCCACACGCGCGCCUGGCCCUUCGGCGGCGACAACAAGGCCGCCGCCACCGACGAGUUCUACAUCCUGGAGCGGUACGGGAACUUCUUUGCGCAUCUGCGCGCCACGGAAGCGCUGGCUGAUCGCGCGGGCGGGCAGCUCUCCGGCCUGUAUGCGCGACACGCUGCGGACAGAUCGGUGCUGACGGCAGAGGAACGCGGGGAGGUGGCCGAGUGGAUCGCGAGCGUCAAGGUCGUCACCACGGACGUCGGGCUGCGGGUCACUAAUGGCAUCUUCGAGGUGACGGGGGCGAGGGCUACCUCUCUAAAGGUCGGGCUCGAUCGGUUCUGGCGGGAUAUUCGCACGCACACGCUGCAUGAUCCGGUGGCGUAUAAGAAUCGGGAGCUGGGCCGGUAUGUUCUGUUGGGGGAGCUACCGGCGCCGACGUGGUAUACCUAG